Messenger RNA from Perkinsus marinus ATCC 50983, 537 nucleotides. RefSeq lists its product as hypothetical. Bases 1 to 537 code for a protein of 178 amino acids. NCBI's taxonomy places the organism in Eukaryota, Perkinsozoa, Perkinsida, Perkinsidae. The transcript has 5 exons. The record is from RefSeq and is a predicted model, not a curated record.
AUGGCUAAGCUGAGGAGGAAAUAUCAAUCAUUGGAGAAAGCGUACAAGGCGUUGGAGGAGGAGAAUGAUACUGUGAAGGAGCAAUUGAAACAACGAGAAGAGAGUUUAGAGGUGGCCAAUAGUCAAGUGAAGGAGAAGGAGAGGCAGCUAGAGUCGGCCAGUGAGAUGUCUGGGCUCGUCACACUCGCCCAGGUUCUUUGCGCGGGGUGUCUUAUACCAGUGCUGGGGGCGCUGCUGUUACUGCUUAUGGCCCAACCUCUGUUGCCUCCGCCGCUCAAGGUUGAAUUAAACGCUAGUAGUGCUGUUCUACCGGAAGGCGCUCCUCAUUCAUCUCAACCAGCAGCAUGGCGGCAAAUGUUCGGUGUUGGUAGCAGCUCGAGUAGCCGAUAUUUUCCAACACUUCCUCCUGGACCUAUGCAGUAUAUUUGGACACCAUGGAGGCCUGAGGAGGUGCCACAUGCGGAUCGGAAGACGUCAGGGUUGUGCUCACGGCCGGAUGCUGGAGAGCAUGAGGAGGAAGAGGGAACUUGCCAUUGA